UGCACUUUUUGGAUAAUCUAUCAGAUGAUUUCGUUUUCGUUGUUUCACUGAUCCAAAUAGUGUUAAUAAACAUAUUUAGCUAUUUUUACUAUUUGUUUGCUCGAAAUAACGAUAAACGAUGCCGGAAGCACAAGGACGUAACCCUUUGGAACGAUUCAUGAACUCCGUCGAAUCGUUAAUCGAGGGCCCGGUUGUUUGGUUCCGCGAAACUGUUGUCGAACCAAACCGCAAAAACUACCCCUGGUAUCACCAACAAUUCCGCCGAGUGCCAAGCAUCGACCAGUGCUACACCGACGAUGAAGUUUGUUUUUUCGAAGCCAACAACCAGUUUAAACGGGACAGAAUGGUCGACAAUGAGAUUCUCAACAUCCUACGUCUACGCUUCGAGGAUUGCGUUAUGUACGAACAGCCGGAUCACGAGAGAAAAUGCCGUCCACUGCUCGAGCAGUACGAGAAAGGAGCUGAGAAUUGGUUUAUCAAAUAUGGCGACCUCGGAGGCUAUGCCAAUGCCAAGACGUGCUACAUGAAGCAAAAGCACCGCAUGAUCUGGGAAAGACGUCACGGUCCGGUCGGUUCGGGAAUGAAGCAAACCGAUGACAUUCCCGCUGAGCACUGAGUAGUAACGACCGGCGGCAACCAUCGGCAGGUAGUGAACGUGUGCCGUUCGGACAGGAUAGUCAACAAGUGGUAACAUCUUUGGCACUGUGUGUAAAUAUAAGAUCACAAGACA
Messenger RNA from Sabethes cyaneus, 730 nucleotides. It is a transcript of the gene ND-PDSW, whose product is annotated as NADH dehydrogenase [ubiquinone] 1 beta subcomplex subunit 10. The record is from RefSeq and is a predicted model, not a curated record. The coding region runs from base 119 to 616 and encodes 165 amino acids. Lineage: Eukaryota; Metazoa; Arthropoda; Insecta; Diptera; Culicidae. The transcript has 5 exons.